GACAAGUGUGAUGCGUCAUACGACUGGCAGGGAGUCGACCACAGCCAGCGCCGCGGCCAGCUGAUUUUUGUUGACAUUUGUCAAUUGACAACUAAACGUAGUACAAAACUGCAAGCCAGUAGGACAGUCCUUGGACACAGUAUUAAUUUUUCCCACAUAUGAGAUGGCAUUGCUGUGCAAACAUGAAUGCCAUUGUGCCUUUGUUAUCUCCCUCUACUGAUGGGAGAACCAUGGGAGAGAUCAGUACCACCACAAGCUUGCCAAUUGCAAUAUAUUUCCUGAUUCUCCUUAGUGCCAUUGGUGGUUUCCUCUUUGGAUAUGACACUGGGGUUGUUUCAGGUGCCAUGAUCUUGGUAAGGGAGGAUUUCAAGCUGAGUAUAGAAUGGCAUGAGUUGAUUGUGUCAGCUACCAUUGCAGCAGCCAUGUUGGCAGCUCUGGUAGCCGGUCCAGCCUCAGAUAGGUUUGGGAGGCGGCCAGUGAUCCUAUGUGCCAGCCUGGUGUUCCUGGCAGGAGCUCUGGUGAUGGGUGCUGCCCCAGAGAAGGUCACUCUCCUUGUUGGACGCAUCAUUGUGGGCAUUGGAAUUGGGUUUGCAUCCAUGGCCGUACCAGUGUACCUGAGUGAAGUGUCACCAGUGGAGAUGAGAGGCAGAAUUACAGUGGUCAACAAUAUAUUUAUUACUGGUGGCCAGGUCAUCUCAGCCAUUGUGUCUGGAAUAUUUUCAGAAGUGGCAAUGGGCUGGAGGUACAUGUUGGGUCUGGCUGGGUUACCUGCCCUGCUCCAGCUGAUUGGUUCUGCCUUCAUGCCUGAAAGUCCACGAUGGUUGAUAUCACAAGGAAGGGAUCCUGAAGCAAUGCAAGUAUUGGAAAAAAUCAGACCAAAAGAUGCAAAUCUGAUGAAUGAAAUUGAACUUAUGAAAGCUGCCUUGGCUGAUGAUUCUAAACAGAGAGGAUUGAGGGAGGUUCUAUCUUCUGCUCCAGUUCGUCAGGCACUCCUGAUUGGUUCUCUGCUACAGCUCUUCCAGCAAAUCUCUGGCAUUAACACUGUCAUGUAUUACAGUGCAUCAAUCAUCACCAUGGCUGGUAUCACAGACAAAUCCUUAGCAAUUUGGUUGUCUGCUGCCACAUCCUCCAUGAACUUUUUUGGGACCUUCCUUGGAUUGUGGUUGGUCGAGCGAUUAGGACGGCGGUCCCUCACUCUUGGCUCUCUCCUGGGCACAAUGCUUUCCUUGUUUGUGAUGGCCCUCACUUUCCAGAUUGCAUACAUCAACAGUCCCAGGGUUAACUUCCCAAACUCUGACUCACAUGAAUGCUUUGCUGAUUCAUGUGGUGUGUGUACCAGCAAGUCUUCCUGUGGAUAUUGCUUCAUGGGUGAUCAGAAUGAUAUACUGAAUUCUACUUGUCUUGCUACUAAUGAAACUUCCUAUAAUGAGAUGAGUAUGACUGGUUGGUGCAGCAAUUCAACGCUUCUAGAUGAUGGUCAAGUCACUUUUGCUUAUGACUGGUGUCCAUACAAGUAUGCAUGGUUGUGUAUUAUGGGUCUGGCUCUUUACCUUCUCUGCUUCUCCCCAGGUAUGGGUCCCAUGCCAUGGACUGUCAACAGCGAGAUCUAUCCUGGGUGGGCACGAGCAACCUGCACGUCCAUCACCACCUCCAUCAACUGGACUGCCAACCUUGUGGUCUCCCUCACUUUUCUCACCUUGACAGAGUUGCUUCUCAAACAUGGUGUUUUCUACAUGUACAUGGGCUUAGCUGGUCUAGGCCUCGCCAUUUUCUUUUUCCUGCUGCCGGAAACUCGUGGUGUGCCCCUCGAAGAUAUGGAGAACUUGUUUUCCAGGCCACUCUCUUCAAGAUUCAGAAGAUGAUCUUUACCUGGAUAUCCCAACAUUUUCUUAAUUGUAUUCUGAUCUCUUGUUCAUGGCAGUCUCUUCGUAACAAAUCUUCAGUAGAAUUUUGAUUAGUUAUUAUUCAUUGUGUGAAGAACAGCUUUGCUGUUUUUAGAUAUUUAUUUUUUGGUAGGUUUACAAAAAUACAUUUUAAUUUAUUCAAGUGUUGCUUUAAUUAUUAAAAAAAUAAUGAUAAGUUAUUUGAUUUUGCAUGUUGCAAUAAUUGAGGAAUAUUUCUGAGUGCAACAAGAAUUUCAUACAUACUUAGGUAUAGUUACGUUAUUGUCAGUGGUGGCUCAUGUAUAGGCACUACAGAAAUGUUGCAGCCCAUAUUUCAGACAAAAUUAUCAAUAACAUUCAAUGUAAUGAAUCUGCAUGCAAAUUUUUUGUAUGAAGAAAAUAAAAAAAAGUUUACCAUAGAA
Messenger RNA from Portunus trituberculatus (swimming crab), 2305 nucleotides. Its product is annotated as proton myo-inositol cotransporter-like. Gene Ontology annotation, cellular component: membrane. The record is from RefSeq and is a predicted model, not a curated record. The coding region runs from base 159 to 1862 and encodes 567 amino acids. Gene Ontology annotation, biological process: transmembrane transport. The transcript is spliced from 13 exons. Gene Ontology annotation, molecular function: myo-inositol:proton symporter activity. Lineage: Eukaryota; Metazoa; Arthropoda; Malacostraca; Decapoda; Portunidae.